Molecule: messenger RNA, 1284 nt
Organism: Triticum turgidum subsp. durum (durum wheat)
Lineage: Eukaryota; Viridiplantae; Streptophyta; Magnoliopsida; Poales; Poaceae
Source: the annotation of a GenBank genome assembly
AUGCUGAGGCAGAGCUCUAGUAGGAACCACAGAUCGAAAGGUCUGAAGCUAAAGAAAGCUCUUCAGAUAAGUCUUUUGGUUCUUGUGUCUGUUUGGUUGCUCUACCAAGUAAAGCAUUCGUACGAGAAGAAGACGGCAUAUACUGAAAAUGAUGCCACCAAUAACGAAGCCAGUGAUGAGCAUAAAGAUGAUCAGAGCCAGGCGGGCGUCAUCAAACUGGGCAGGAAAGACCUGCCAGCAAAGGAGGCCGACUCGUCAACACUGGAUGAACGGGUCGAGGACGAAGAGAAUGAGGAGAUGGACCCAGAAAUGAAGCGCGAUGAGCAUGAUGACGACCCCAUCGAUGAGCCAGACCUGGACAAGGAUGAGGAUCUUCCUGAGCCUGGGGAGCACUCGGCUAACAAGGAUGAAGGGUCAGACGGCAGGGCUGUGUUUGAGGACGAAGAGCGGAAAGAGCGCUCUCAGGAGGAUCAGGAGAAGAGUUUCCAUGGUGACGAUGUAUCCAGCGCUGUAACACAUGACCCUCCGGCAUCGCAGCAAGAUGAGCUGACCCAUCAUGCCCAAGAGAAGAUCUUGUUCGUGGAUGAUGCUUCAACUGCGGUUCCUCAUGAAAACCAGGAACCUGAGCACAAGGAGGAGGAAGAUCGCAAGGCCAUGGAGAAGAGUUCUGGAGGCGAGAAUGUGUCGAGUUCUGUGGACCAUGAUGCCCAAGUCACGAAUCCUCUCCCCGACGAACAGCUGAAGAACAUGGAUAGGAUCUUUGAAGGCACCACCAAUUUAUCAAAUGGAAUUACAUUCCGGGGCCCUCGAGUGAAUGGAACCAAUGCUGUUGGGGAGCAUGAAGCUUCUUCAAAAACUAAUGCAUCAUCCGACCCAAACAGGAGCACUCCCAGCAUGGUCUCAGUAAGCAAGACUGAUCCAACUCCAGUGAAUAUGACAAGCAGCCAUGCUGUAUCAGGGACAAGUAAUUCAACCUCUUUGAAAGGUCAACAUGAGCAGCCAGUGAAUUCAACAGCAGCGUCGAACAACCAAAAACAACUCUUAGCUGACCUGACUUCUGCUGAGCUGAAUUCUCCACCGAAUGGGACUGUGGCUUCAGGUUCAACUGAUGACCAAAAGGCCACAUCCAGAGACGGGGACAAUGCCGGUAACAACACCGACACCUCUUCCACUCCGGUGAGCAAUAAAGAAGACGGUGGCAGCGACGCUCAGAAGGAAGACCAAGACGUGUCGACGAAAAUCAUGAACAAAGCGAUCGGCGAAGGCGAAGUUCUCCUGGAGUGA